This is a messenger RNA of Colletotrichum aenigma, 240 nucleotides long. RefSeq lists its product as uncharacterized. Bases 1 to 240 code for a protein of 79 amino acids. The transcript has 3 exons. The record is from RefSeq and is a predicted model, not a curated record. NCBI's taxonomy places the organism in Eukaryota, Fungi, Ascomycota, Sordariomycetes, Glomerellales, Glomerellaceae. Gene Ontology annotation, biological process: protein N-linked glycosylation.
AUGGACUCCUCCCUGCCCCAGAUCUGGCAAGCUGCUGCUAGCACGCCGUUCCAUCCCGCCGUUGCCAAGGACUCGCAAUUCUUCAUUGCCUUCCUGCUCCUCCUCGCGGGUAUCUCGAUCACCGGUGUCUUUGCUCUGAACCGAUCCCUCACCAACAUCCCGGCCCUGGGUGUUCCUGCUUCUGCUGCCAUUGCAUUCGGAACGGUGUACAUGUUCUGCGCAGUCGGAGUUUACGUCUAA